Messenger RNA from Anguilla rostrata (American eel), 3035 nucleotides. RefSeq names its product histone-lysine N-methyltransferase EZH2-like. Gene Ontology annotation, biological process: heterochromatin formation. Gene Ontology annotation, molecular function: protein binding; histone H3K27 methyltransferase activity; chromatin binding. NCBI's taxonomy places the organism in Eukaryota, Metazoa, Chordata, Actinopteri, Anguilliformes, Anguillidae. Gene Ontology annotation, cellular component: ESC/E(Z) complex; nucleus. The coding region runs from base 353 to 2716 and encodes 787 amino acids. The transcript has 21 exons. The record is from RefSeq and is a predicted model, not a curated record.
CGCUCGUCGAGUCUGUCGUUUCUCCGAAGUAAGAGGCGGAUAUUAUUGGGGAGAAAGGAGGAAUUGAGUUGCCCAAGCGAGCACGAGCGAUAGAAAUAUAAAUACUGGAUGGUAUAUGGCCGACAACUGCAGGUUUAAUAUCUGCCGUAUAGAUAUUUAUGUGUUUGUACAAGCUUUUAUUGAAGCAAUCAAGGUAUAGAACGAGGUGCCCCUUUGUAAGAUCCGAGUUUGCCGGUAUUCGCGGUCGCCGGGAGGUGCACAGCAACCCCUUCUCAUUAAUCCUGUGCUGUUCGUUGAAUGAUUUUCUUUUAUCAGUGGAUGUGAACUGGACAAUCGCGUUAACAGGGCGGCCAUGGGCUUGACCGGUAAGCGGUGGGAGAAAGGGCCGGUGUGCUGGAGGCGGAGGGUGAAGUCCGAGUACAUGCGGCUGCGGCAGCUCAAGAGGUUCCGGAGAGCGGACGAGGUCAAGAGCAUGUUCAACUCCAAUCGGCAGAAGAUAGCGGAGCGCACCGACAUCCUGAACCAGGAGUGGAAGCUUCGCCGGAUCCAGCCCGUCAACAUCAUGGCACCCGUAAGCUCCUUGCGAGGGACCAGAGAGUGCUCUGUGGGCAGUGGCUUCUCCGAAUUUUCCAAGCAAGUCAUUCCGCUGAAGACCCUGAAUGCCGUGGCCUCCAUACCUGUGAUGUACUCCUGGUCCCCCCUGCAGCAGAACUUCAUGGUGGAGGACGAGACGGUUCUGCACAACAUCCCCUACAUGGGCGACGAGAUCCUGGACCAGGACGGGACCUUCAUCGAGGAGCUGAUCAAAAACUACGAUGGAAAGGUCCACGGGGACAGAGAGUGCGGCUUCAUCAACGACGAGAUCUUCGUGGAGCUGGUGAGCGCCCUCACGCAGUACAGCGACGACGAGGAUGACGAGGAGGAGGAAGAGCGCCCGGACUACCGGGUGGAGAGGGUGGACCUGUGUGACGGCGGGGACGACGCGGACGACGGCAGGAAGGACCGCCUCUGCUCUGAGGGCAGGGACAGUGAGGGCUCCAAGAAGUUCCCCUCCGACAAGAUAUUCGAGGCGAUCUCGUCGAUGUUCCCGGACAAAGGAUCGCCUGAGGAACUCAGAGAAAAGUACAAAGAGCUGACGGAGCAGCAGCUGCCUGGGGCGCUCCCCCCAGAGUGCACCCCGAACAUCGACGGCCCCAACGCCAAGUCCGUGCAGCGGGAGCAGAGCCUGCACUCCUUCCACACCCUCUUCUGCAGACGCUGCUUCAAAUACGACUGCUUCCUGCACCAGCGUACCCACACCCACUCUACAGCUUUCCACGCGACGCCGAACACGUACAAGCGGAAGAACAUGGAGAACCUGGUGAACCGCAAACCCUGCGGAGCCAGCUGCUACAUGAAUCUGGUGCAGGACGGCAUGGUGAGGGAGUACCCGCCCAGCGCGGCUGCCGCAGAGAGGGAGAGGGAGCGGGACAGGGAGAGGGAGAGGGCGAAGACGCCCUCCAAGCGGCCGGCGGGGCGACGCAGGGGGAGGCUCCCCAACGGCGGGAGCCGCCCCGGCACGCCCACCGUCAGCGCCGACACCAAGGACACGGACAGCGACCGGGACGCCGCCGGCGACGACGACGACAAGAGGGACGAGACCACCAGCUCCUCGGAGGCUAACUCGCGCUGCCAGACCCCCGUGCUGAAGCUGAGCUCGGAGCCCCCGGAGCCGGUGGACUGGAGCGGGGCCGAGGCCUCCCUCUUCAGGGUGCUGAUCGGCACGUACUACGACAACUACUGCGCCAUCGCCCGGCUCAUCGGCACCAAGACCUGCAGACAGGUUUACGAGUUCCGGGUGAAGGAGUCCAGUAUUAUCGCCCGCGCCCCCGCAGAAGACGUGGACACCCCGCCCAGGAAGAAGAAACGGAAACACAGUAGGUUGUGGGCCACGCAUUGUAGGAAAAUCCAGCUGAAAAAAGACGGCUCCUCCAAUCACGUGUACAACUACCAGCCAUGUGACCACCCCCGCCAGCCCUGCGACAGCUCCUGCCCCUGCGUCAUCGCCCAGAAUUUCUGUGAGAAGUUCUGCCAGUGCAGCUCCGAGUGUCAGAACCGCUUCCCCGGCUGCCGCUGCAAGGCGCAGUGCAACACCAAGCAGUGCCCGUGCUACCUGGCGGUGCGCGAGUGCGACCCCGACCUCUGCCUGACCUGCGGCGCCGCCGAGCACUGGGACAGCAAGAACGUCUCCUGCAAGAACUGCAGCAUCCAGCGGGGCGCCAAGAAGGUGAGGGAGCGCCACGCCUGGGCGGGACACAAGAGGACAAAAACGCACUUACUGCUGGCCCCCUCUGACGUGGCCGGCUGGGGCAUCUUCAUCAAAGAGCCGGUCCAGAAGAACGAGUUCAUCUCGGAGUACUGUGGAGAGAUAAUCUCCCAGGACGAAGCGGAUCGCAGGGGCAAGGUGUACGAUAAGUACAUGUGCAGCUUCCUCUUCAACCUGAACAACGACUUUGUGGUGGACGCCACUCGGAAGGGCAACAAGAUCCGCUUCGCCAAUCACUCGGUCAACCCCAACUGCUAUGCAAAAGUAAUGAUGGUGAACGGAGACCACAGGAUCGGCAUCUUUGCAAAGAGGGCCAUACAAACGGGCGAGGAGCUUUUCUUUGACUACAGGUACAGUCAGGCGGACGCUCUGAAGUACGUGGGCAUCGAGCGGGAGAUGGAGAUGCCCUGAUCCUCCUCCUCACACCAGUGCCUUCUCUCUUCAGGAUGUUUAUACUACCCACACACACGCGUUUCUAAAACCUUUUCUGUACACAGGUCCUUUUCUGAGGCAACAGAGAUUAAAUGCGAUCACGCUCGGUAGAACCGUUAUUCUGUCAGUGUUUCUGCUGCCCCUUUAACUUUUUAGAACGGCUGAGCUUUUUUUGUUUGUCUUUUUCGAAUAGCACGUUACCAGCAAUGAAACCGUUGAACACAAUCUGCAAUACUUGAACAGUCAUCACCACCCCCCUUGUGCUUACGGCUGGAAAUAAAAACAGGCUUCAAACGGG